AUGGUGCUCAAUGAGCUCGGCCGCGGCAUCACGUCCGCGCUCGCCGCGAUGGCCAACACCAUGGUCAUCGACGAGGCGGUGCUGGACGACUGCCUAAAGGAGAUCUGCAAGGCGCUGCUGCAGUCGGACGUCAACGUGCGGCUCGUCGCAAACCUGCGGGCGAACAUCAAGAAGCGGGUCAAUGUGGAGGAGCUCGCCGCCGGCCUCAACAAGCGGAAGAUCAUAGAGAAGGCUGUGUUUGAUGAGCUCUGCGCCAUGCUGGACGGCGACGGCGACAAAGACAAGGACGCCAAGGCUAAGGAGGCGAGCAAGGGCGGCAAGGACGGCGCGGGCAGCUACGGCGUGAAAAAGGGGAAGCCGCACGUCGUCAUGUUUGUGGGCCUGCAGGGCAGCGGCAAGACGACGACGUGCACCAAGUACGCGUACUGGCACAAGAAGAAGGGGUUCAAGCCGGCGCUGGUGUGCGCGGACACGUUCCGUGCGG
Molecule: messenger RNA, 484 nt
Organism: Monoraphidium neglectum
Lineage: Eukaryota; Viridiplantae; Chlorophyta; Chlorophyceae; Sphaeropleales; Selenastraceae
Exons: 1
Biological process (GO): SRP-dependent cotranslational protein targeting to membrane; SRP-dependent cotranslational protein targeting to membrane, translocation
Cellular component (GO): signal recognition particle, endoplasmic reticulum targeting; cytosol
Molecular function (GO): GTP binding; 7S RNA binding; GTPase activity
Source: RefSeq, a predicted model, not a curated record